Molecule: messenger RNA, 3843 nt
Organism: Schizosaccharomyces cryophilus OY26
Lineage: Eukaryota; Fungi; Ascomycota; Schizosaccharomycetes; Schizosaccharomycetales; Schizosaccharomycetaceae
Product: nucleoporin Nup120
Exons: 1
Coding region: 79-3501 (1140 amino acids)
Cellular component (GO): nuclear pore
Molecular function (GO): structural constituent of nuclear pore
Source: RefSeq, a predicted model, not a curated record
CUUCCCUUAAACAUCGUAUACCUUCCUCCAACGCUGAACAUCCUUUUCAACGCUGGCUAGCAGCUAUAGAAGAAGAAUAUGGAUGAGUUAAAGCAAGCGAUUGUUCCCACUUAUAUUCAGUCGCUUGGUUUAGAAGGAAGUUUGGAGUUAUGGGUUCCUGCUCAUGAAGACGAUUCCAUAAUUGAAGUAGAAGCGGAAGAGCAGAACUUUGACUGCGAAUCGAUUCUAAAAAGCGAAUUGAUUGCUUUCGAUAGUGGCAUUUUUACUCGAAAGACCAAUCUGUUCCCUCGUUGUGUUCAUUGGAAUGUUUUCAAGAAUCAGACUUUAGUCUUAACUGAGGUAUCACUCAAGAACGACUCUUCCUGCAUACCUUCUUUUAAUAUUAGAAUUCACUUUCCCUCCCAAAUAUUAAAGAACUGCGUGACUUUUGGAUUUGAUGAUGAGAAAAAUGAGUUGAGCCUUUUUGUAAUUACCUCUACUAGAGUACUCUAUUCUAUCAAAGUAAAACCAGAAUGGUUUUUGUCCUCUAAUCCUACUGUCGAUGAAGGUUGGUGCACUUGUUUUCGCCCUCCGUCCUUUUUAACUAAGACUCCAUCUUAUUCAACUGCAGUCAAUCGUUUCUCUUUGUUUGUCACAUUUAAUUCGGGAGGACUUCUGAAGUUAAAUACAUCGUUCAACAGUGAUGAAAUUCAAGAAGAACAUUAUCAUGAUUCUAGGUACAUGACAUCCAUCCGACAUUAUCUUACCCUGCAGGCAUUCAAAGACGAUUACCGCCCACCUAACAGCAUUGUUUCAAUGACUUAUAACCAUCGAUACCAUUAUCUACUAACUAUGAGUUUGGAUCACAAGCUGAAAAUCUGGAACGCCUUAAAUGGUGUUUUACUGGAAACCAUCUCCUUCGAACCGACGUCUAUGCAAAAUUCAAAUGCGCUUUCUUAUUUAUCUAUAGAUAGUUGUACACAGUCAUAUGUUUCUAUAUAUCAUCCCAAUGAGACUCGUGGAUACUUUUCUCUUUACAGAUUCGAGCUUGAUCCUGAUGAUGGCUCAUUCGUCAAAUUGUCUCCAGUUACUACGAAGAUUGCUCCUCCACAUUUACCGGAUGAUGAGUUUUUACCUUGGACUUUGUUGAAAACCAAUCUUGUUUGUUUGGAUACACGGGAUCUGCACUUCAGCUUGUCUUUAGCCUGGAAAAGUAAUCUUCACGCUGUUAUCCAAUGUGCUUAUGUCGUUCCGAACGUUGAUAAUACUGCAAGGGUUUCUUGGAAGAGUACGAAAAAAAAUGGUUUUAUUGGUUUUGAUAAAUUUUCUUUCGAUAUACCAACCAGUAUGUCUUUUGGUGAUGUUUCUGAAAUCUGGGUUAAUAAUUUGUUGAACAAAAAGCAUAUAUCUCCUGAGUCGUUACAAUUGGCUUUGUUAUGCUCUCAAAAAGUGAAUCCAUAUACUUCAAAGUCAAAAAUGGAAUCUCUUCGGAGUACAUCCUUAAAUGAACUCAUGAAAGAAAUCACCAAAAUGAUUAUUGGGUCUGUACCUGUUCAACCCGAGUUUGGCUCUUCAUCAUUUGAUUACUCUGCAUAUCGUCAAACUCUUUACAAUGAAUGGGAGCGGUUCGCCAAAUUAACUCUUUACUUGGAUAGUUUUGGUGAUGAAAUUUUGAAUAUCGAAAUAGACUCUAAUUCGAAGGAUACAUAUGUUUGCUAUGCAAGCAAGAUUGGUGUCUUACGACAACCUGUUUAUAUUGAAUAUCUUGAUGGUAAUUUAAUAAGUAAUAUGUUACAACUCCCUGAAAUGAAGGCUCCUGCUCUGGUAUCGGGCUAUCAGCUUCUUGACCUUGGUUGCAGCCUAGUAAGCUGCUUACCGUCUGCUACUCUUAUGGAAAUACGAUUUUCUCUUCAAGAGCUGACGAAAAACCCAGCCUCAUAUUCAGUAUUCGAUACGUUAUGGAUUUUCUUUGAUAAAUAUAUUUACCCCAAUGUAAAUCCAGAUCAUUUGAAAUCUUUGGCCGAAAGCUUUGCUUCCCGGGACAAUCCGGUAGGUGAUAUAAAAUUUCUUCUUGAUUAUAUAAGAGACUUCCCGGAAAAUUCAGUCCAGUUUAGUUCUACUCCUUUCUUUUCAUUAGCACUAUCGAAUACGCUUAUUGAAGUCCUUGAAAAAUUGCAAACAUCCCUUGAGGCCUUGAUCUUCCUCCUUUCUAUUGCUUGCAGUCAACAAGAUGUGCAAUUAGAACAAAAAGUCGUCGGCUCUGAUGGAAUAUUCUUAGAGCUCCUUGGUAAAUGGAAAGUAGUGAGCUUUUUUAUUACUACUUUCAAUUUGCCUUUAGAACAGGUUGAUAUCGAUAGUUCGAAAGUCGGUGAUAAUACUUUACAGUCGAACCUUGGUACUAUUUCGCACCUGAACACCCCUUUUGAAGUCCUUACAACCUUAUUUUGCCGUGAAAAUGCCUUAAGUAAUCAAUUUUCUUCGAUACAAACUAGUAUCAAGUCCUUCACGUCUCGUUUAUUAGAGGAUUCCUCUAGUAAUCAGAUGGUUUCCGAAGCUUUUGAAAAGCUACUUUUGCUAAAACAAUACAAUGUUUGUUCUGCUUUAUUGAGCUGGCUUGGUUUUGAUUCCAUUUGCCAGUAUUUUAAAGCUAUAACGCAUUUAGGAUCAAAGGAAAUUCAAAAAUCUAUCUAUCACUUUAAACAUGCUAAUUUGAAUUUCGAAAAAGUGGAUCUAUCGGAGCGUCCUCUUCUAAAAGCUUAUCUGGAUACGGCUAAAGGAUACUCACUUGACAGUCAUCUGUCUAGUUAUUAUUUACACGUUUCCAAGCUAUUAUCUACUGAAGGAGCCUAUGUUGAUGCCCUUGAAUUUUCUUUGAUGGCUGACGCAGUUAAAGGAGAAGAUGAAAAUUUAGUCUCUGAUAUUAGAAUACAAAUGUUCUUAACGUCUUGUGCUUCAUCGAAGUUUGAUACCGCGUACUCUACGCUCUUAUCGAUAAAGAACAAGGAAGAAAAGAACGAUGCUCUCAACAAAUUUAUCAAACAAUUGGCUUAUAAAGGAAAACUAUAUCGACUUAUCGAUUAUUCGAUGCCAUCGCUUCAAGAUGAAGUUGAUACUAUCUUAGAAAAAAAAUCUUUUCAAAUGAUUGACGUUCGAUGUCAACCGUGCUGGUAUAAUAUAUUGUAUAGUUGGCGUUUAAAAAAUCAAAAUUACCGUGAUGCUGCUGCAAUAAUUUAUGAGAAAUUAUUGCGCUUAGUUUCCUUUGAUGGCUUCAAGAAGGAACAGGAAACCGAAAUACUGGAAAGCUACCUUAUUGUUUUGAAUGCUCUUAAGUUAUUAGAUCGCGAAGAAGCAUGGAUGUUGGUAACGGAUGUAUCCAAAUUGACAAAUGACAAAGAACUAAGGUACUUUCCUCAAAAAUUAGUUACUUUGGACAAUGUAUUGGUGGAAUAUGAAGCACACCUUCAGAAUGUUGCUAGGAAUGUUACAUCUCAGUUUUCUUCCACAGCUGCUAUAGGUUUUUAGCUUCUUGGGAUAAAAAGGCCAAUGACUUUAUAAAUCUAAUAUUUUUUUUGUUGACUUGAGUAAUUCCGGUAUAAGUGUACUUUCACGUUGAGUUCACAAACAAUAGCACAAUGUCAAGACAAGCAAAUAGUUAAGUUAAAAGGUUUCGAGUAUGCGUUCUUAUAUAAGCAAUCUAACAAACAAUCGCUUUUACUAAAGCACGUUUUUUACUUAUCUGAGUUUUUUGAUGAAAGUGACCAAAACAGUUAUAAAAUAGUUACAUUCAAGUCAUAGCAUUAAAUAAAAAGCUUAGAACAAUGUACUUACUUAUAGCUAAUAGAGAACUCCCAACUUUCUUUUUGC